This is a messenger RNA of Aspergillus clavatus NRRL 1, 4089 nucleotides long. RefSeq lists its product as uncharacterized. The transcript has 2 exons. The coding region runs from base 1 to 4089 and encodes 1362 amino acids. The record is from RefSeq and is a predicted model, not a curated record. NCBI's taxonomy places the organism in Eukaryota, Fungi, Ascomycota, Eurotiomycetes, Eurotiales, Aspergillaceae.
AUGUUCCGCAGAAAGAGGAGCACAUCGCGUCAUCAGGUGAAGCUCGCCCCUCUCUCUACCGCAUCCUCUCAAUCCGCGCAAUCCGCUGCCACCCAUGCCUUCCUCAAAUCUCAACCCUCCUCGAGCAGCUUGUCUUCUGCUGCGGCGGCGGCGGCUCUGCGGAGCCUCACACCCACUCCGACGCCCGUGGAAAAUGUCCAGACCAAGAGAAUGAUGCAGAGGCGCGCUUCUGUCACCUCCCAGGCCAGCAUGUCCACCACUUUGCGCCCGGUCAGCAGAACGGACCUGCGUCGCUCCAAUAGCUCGAGUUCGAUGAGCAAUAGAACUUUUCGAGAGCAGUCCCCUCAUCGGCCUUUUACGAGUACCGGUCAGGUAGACGUUGUUCCGCCAUUGCCAUCCAUGCCUCCAGGCAUCAUGGGAGGGAAAAAUACCAGUCGGCGCUCUGUCAGCUUGGAUCCCAGCAUACGUCUCAGGUCCUCCCCAAAACAGCGACCCGCAGGCCGUGGGUUGAGUGUUGACAGAUCUUUGAAGACUUCGGCGAGCCAAUCCCCGCUUCAAUCCAAACAGUUAAGUACAGUGCCUGAAGUCGAAAGAUCUGGUAGUAGGAAUUCUAUCAAUUUCUCCUAUCCGAUAGCCGCUCGUCCGACCUCCCCGACCGUAUCGCCUCAGCUCCCUGCUCGUGACGUUUUGGCCAGCGCAUCGCCGAACUACGAUCUGUCACCCGCUGGAUCUCCGAACGCUCGGGUAACAAAGAAUCAAUCAGUGAGGAAGAGUACGGGCCUCGCUCCUGGGAGUCCCGGAAGAACCGUUCCUUCUAAGGGGACUGCUGUCGCAGCUGCGCAGGCUGCUAUCGUGCCAAGAGACGAGAUGAAUCAUUCUCCUGCAUCUGCUCGCUCAGGUUAUAUUCGAGAAUCGGCUGCCCCUGCUCAGAAACACAAUCAAGACGAUCGGAAAAUCACAACUCAGUCAGUGGUCGCAAAACAGCCACAUACUGUGACCGAGAAUAACAAGGGCGGAAAACUUGCGGAAGCCAUUGAUACAGGGAGCCACAUCGAUCAAGUCCCUCGCCGGAGUAUCUUGCCCAUCGAGAAUCGGUUUCCCAAACCAUUUGAACAUGUCUAUGCGGCGGAACCUUCAAUCAUCAGGACACCGGCCACACCGGAUGAGAAAGACGGGUUCCAACCCACUUACCCAGAUCAUACCCAGGAAACAAAAGACUCGGUGAAGCUUGGGCACGGGCUCCAGCAAUCUCAGAACCGCCCAACGAGUACCAGUCCAGGCAGAUCUGCCCGCUUUUCAUCUCAACUUGCGGUCACGGGAAAUGCCGAGCAUCAGCCGCCUGCACGGUCUGCCUCGCCUGUCAAAUCAGCGUUGAAAAACGCGCGGAAAAGCUCAUUGUCUCCCGACGGGAGAAAUGGAGGCAUCCUUCGCCCUGUUCCAGCGCUCAGUGAGCUCUCGGAUGCUACUUCGGUGGCCUCAGACGAUGGUUCCAGGCUCGGCUCCCGAAGAAAGCCCGUCAAAGUCAGUUUCGAUGACGAGGCCGAAGUUGUGGGAGUUGCAGCUAGUCCACCAACGUCGCCGGAGGACAUGGCGCCUGGAACCCCGGAAAGACUUAAAUCCAAAAAUGGUUGGUUUCCACUAGGCAAGCGAAUGACUUCCCAAUUGGAUUCCACUACGCCGGACGAGUUCGAUGAAGUCUUGAGGCCUCGUCCAGCGCUCCCUUCGUUCGGUAGUAUACGAGGCUCUCGAGAAACCCCGUCUCUGUCAGCUCGCCCUGAGUUUAGUGACAAUGAGUCAACAGCCUCAUCUGAAUACGACACAGUCGUUUCGGGCUGGUCUUAUUCGGACAACCAUGCUACCGGAGGAAUAUCAUCGAAUUUGCCACUAAAGGAUUUGCGGCCAGUCACAGAACUUGACAGCAUACCUCCACCUAAACUUCCUCACGAUAUUAAUAGCCAAUCAAAUGCUACCGGGGAGAUAAGGAAUGGCUCUGUUCUCGAGCCAAACUCACAAGUCACACAGCCUGGAAAUUUGUCGACAUAUGACACCCAUUCGAUGCUGGGGCAGAGGUUGUCCUCGAGUGCAGACAUGGGCCUAGUUGCGCAGGAUCUGAUGGACCGAAACGAUUCACCCGAGUUAGAAAAGGGGCGUUCAAGUCUCGAACAGUAUACCGUACCUGGCGGAUUUCCGCGGACCUCGUUGGAGCUUGAUUCCAAACACCUUAGCACGAAGAAAGGAAAAAAGUCACGUGAUCGGCGGGUUGAUGAUCGUAUCUCGACUGAAGGAAGUGAUAAUGAAUCCGAAGAAAGCGUCUAUAGUGAUGCGGAAGAAGUCGUCGAGGGUGACGGCUUUGGUUCCAUCAAUGCUAUUGUGGAUACGCGGUUGGCACAAGGCAAAGACAGCAGGCCUGUUGAUGCUAGCAGUUCUAACGAGCUAUCGACGGAUAUCACUCGUGAAUUCCCAGUCGAGUCUAUCAGACUUUCGACCGGACUCGAAGAUCAUCUGGGUGGUCACGCAGUGACCUCUUCGAAGGACACAGUUACCCAGCAUGCCUCGGACUCACCUGCAACUUCACAAAACGCACUACCGUCUUCUUCUCCCUACCCAUUAUUGUCCACACCAUCUACUACUCUAGGUCAGUCUACCAAUGGAGAUGCCGGGAAUUUGUCUAUGCCCUCUGGAACAGCAGAGCGUCCCAUGUCGACCGUUGGCUACGGUGAUUCGGAACUACGCAAUGCGCCUAGCAGCGGGACCUCUGCUUUACGGAAAGCUGGCACCGAGCGGGUCAAGAAAAGACCUGUGUCAUUUGUACCCGCUAUUCAAAAGGAAAUCGUUACAACGCCCAAUAAUGGUACAUCCGUCAACGGAAGGGAGCCUUACACCCGUCGGAGGCGAAUGUCCGAUGGCAGCGACUCAUCCAGCAGCUUUAUACGGUCAAGCCCCCGCGCUAGGCAGGACGGACUGCAUAGUAUGCGACGAACCAUGCGUGGCGGUCCCACGAUCCGCGCUCCGCAAUCUUCUGCCGCUCGGGCGUCGUCGCCCAAUGAAGCUAGGCCUCUUUCUUCAGGCUCAGGCACGGGUACUAUGCGCAUGACGUUGCGAGCAAAUGGGCCGAAGAACGAAAAGACUCCAAUUUUUGCCUCCACCCGAUCACCAAAGUCAAAAAUCUCCAAGGCUACAGGGCCUCGCUUCAUGUCUCGAUUUCCGGAUUCCGAUGAUGAAGAUGCGGAUUUCCGGCGACGGAGGUUGCAAUAUCAUUAUGAUGAUUCCAGCGAUGACGAUGCAGACCGGGUAAUGCAGAGUUUCCGUCCAGUUCGCGGUAUCCCGCGUCGCCAAGGGACGUAUGACGGUGACUCGACGGAGUUAGAGGACAGUUCUGAUAAUGAGAGGCCUAUUACACCUGCGCCAGCAGCCGCCUCGAAACCCAGACCUCUGUCACAUGACCCAGGACUGGCUGCUGUGGCCAAGUCACGCGGAAUGACUGAGGAAGAGUUGGACGAGUUCCUCCACCGGCAACCCAAAGGGCGAAUGUCUGGAAUCCUGGGCCGUUUUGCCUUGAAGAAGUCUAAGCGGCCCACGGAUCAUAGGAUGUCCAAGUCCAACAUGGGGGAUUUUGGACAAGAUCGUGAUGAAAGCCUGCUGAAUCCCGCUCGGGGUAGCACUAUCACGACUGUUUCAGCCAACAACCCUGAGCCGUCGCCUUCGAAACUGACCAAAGGAGGCGCAAAGAAAACGGCCAGCGGAAGCUGGCCACUACAUCCAGCCCGGAAGGAAUCAGAAGCUCCUGCGAAUGUAGAAUCAGUCACGGAGCAGCCCAAUGGCGCAUCAAGAUCUACGGACAGCCACGCAGUCAAGCAGAACCUGCCGGCAAAUGGUGCAUCUGAGAACGAGGCUGCAUCAAUCAUCGAUCAGGGACACUCUGUCGCUAAAGACUCGGCGGAGGAGGCGCAAAGCGCGCCCGACGAGGUUCAAGCCUUGCGCAGCAGCAAUGAUGCGAAUGGUCCUAACGCAAAGGACAUUGUCUUCCCGCCAGGAGGUCGAAAGAAACGAUUCUUUUCUCUGCGGAAAGCAUUCGGCAUGCGCGACUAA